This is a messenger RNA of Anopheles funestus (African malaria mosquito), 1245 nucleotides long. Its product is annotated as proteasome subunit alpha type-1-like. Lineage: Eukaryota; Metazoa; Arthropoda; Insecta; Diptera; Culicidae. The coding region runs from base 121 to 951 and encodes 276 amino acids. Gene Ontology annotation, biological process: ubiquitin-dependent protein catabolic process. The record is from RefSeq and is a predicted model, not a curated record. The transcript is spliced from 2 exons. Gene Ontology annotation, cellular component: proteasome core complex; nucleus; proteasome core complex, alpha-subunit complex.
UUGGAUGGCCAAGAAUUAACCUACAGUGAUGUGUGGAAAAGCGGUUGUCAUUUGUUGUGAAGCACCGAAUUCGUGACAAAGCAAUAAUAUUGUAAUUGCAAAGAGAAACAGGCAAGAAAGAUGUUCCGCAACCAAUACGACAGCGACGUGACGGUAUGGAGCCCACAGGGCCGUCUACAUCAGGUCGAGUACGCGAUGGAGGCCGUAAAGCUUGGCUCUGCAACGGUGGGAUUGAAAAACAAGGAUUAUGCCGUCUUAAUUGCUCUGAAACGUGCUUCAUCCGAGCUGUCGUCUCACCAAAAGAAGAUCAUUUCCAUCGAUGAUCAUCUUGGUCUUUCGUUCGCCGGUAUCACGGCGGAUGCCCGAAUCCUCAGCCGUUAUCUACGCCAGGAAUGUCUGAACUACAAGUACUCGUACGAUGCGUGUUAUCCAGUAGGACGCUUGAUUAGCAACCUUGGCAACAAGAUGCAAGUCUGCACACAACGGUAUGACCGGCGUCCGUACGGUGUUGGCCUACUCGUGAUCGGUUACGAUGAUCAGGGUCCGCACAUCUACCAAACAUGCCCAAGCGCAAAUUUCUUCGACUGCAAAGCAAUGUCGAUUGGAUCCCGUUCUCAGAGUGCCCGUACGUAUCUCGAGAAGCAUCUGGCUACAUUCCCAGAUUGCACUAAAGACGAGCUCAUUCGUCAUGGGGUACAAGCGCUUCAGGAUACACUGCCAAACGAGGUGGAGCUGAACAACAAGAAUAUAUCGAUCGCAAUCGUGGGCAAGGGAGAAAACUUCCACGUCCUGGAUGAGCAAGAGAACGAUAAAUAUUUGAGUAACAUAGUUCGUCGUGGUGGUGGUGCUGCUGAGGCAUCCUCCAGUGGCCAACCACCGCGUGAUGAUGGCGACGAUCAGCCCCCAAACGUACCAGCGGAUCCGAUUCCGGUAGUGGCCAUGGAAACGUAAAUGAAUCGCAUCCGCAAGUAAAGGAGUCGUAUGAUAAGGAACCUUCAUCAGCGUUUCCAGAACUUCGCUACGACUUUUACCCGACCUGGAAUGUGGCUUUGAAUUUCAAAAACUGAAGGGUGGGAGUUUGAGGUGUCGCGUCAUUUCAAACUCCCACCCUGUAUCGGCGUUCCAGAUUACAAAAACACUCCCACUGGGUGAUGGUCUCUACUACGAAUUGUAUUUUCAAUAAACACAGAAACGGAUGUUCAUUCUCGUUUGCUCAAUGUGCACCGUGUCAAUAUAUUAACGAUA